AUGUCCGCUCGCCAAAUACCGAUCGAGAUAGGAUCAGCAGCCAUACAAUGGUUCUGCUCACGGCGAGGGCGGACGUUGCUUUUCCUCGUUGUCUUCUUCACACUCAUACUAGGCCUCGCAGGCAUACGGCACUCCGAAAUGAUCACCGCACAAUACCACGCUCUCUCUGAAUACCAAUGGCGACCCUACUUCGCAAGCACACCGAAGCUCACGAGCACACCCUCCAAAGCCCCAUCGAACACAACGCUCCAGCUCGAGAACGGCGAGAUUGCUCACCUGCCACCAAAGCUCGAAAAGUCGACGCCGAACUUCCACCUUCUGAUGACUUCAGAGAAAGAUUCGGAUGACUUCUGCAAGUCCACCCUGUCGGCAAUGCUGCUCGACUACCCCCCACCGACCGGCGUCAACCUACAUCAAACGUUCGUGAGGCCAGGUCACAAGGAAUGGCAGACAUUGUCUGGGAUAAAGGAGUACCUCCACAACAAGAAGCUGGUACACGAUGAUGAUCUGCUAUUGAUUGUGGAUGGUCAGGAUACUUGGUUCCAGCUGCCGAGCGAUGUCAUCAUCAUGCAAUAUGAAGCCGUGGUUGAGUAUGCAAAUGCGCGGCUACUGAAGAAGUAUGGUGUCGAUGAGGACAAGCACCAGAGGUUCACCCAGACCAUCGUGUUUGGUGCUGAGAAGAGCUGCCAAGGGGAUGCUACAACCUGCAAGUACUCACCUGAGUCAAUACUGCCUCACCAUCUUUAUGGCGUCAGCGAGGAUUCCAAUAGCGAAAAGGAUUUCCCUGCAAGGUACCUCAAUUCCAGAGUUGUGAUGGGUCCUGCCAAGGAUUUGAGGGCUCUCUUCGACGCGGCUUUGAAGAAGUUUCAGACUGAUGGGAGCGAGAGGCAGACCAUGCAGUCAGUACUGGCCUUGAUGUUCGGAGAGCAGCAGCUGAGACGUGAUGCGGCACUAAUAAAGGCCAAAUCUGCAUCAGACAAGCUGCGAGAGUGGGUGGGCAAGACCUCAAAGGACCAUGCGGCGGCGGAGCGACGACUAAAGUCUGCAAAUGCUGAUAUUCUCCCGGAGAAGACGCACGAGUACUCGGUUGGCCUCGACUACACGCACACGCUCUUCCAACCCCUCGCGCUCACACAAUCCAGAGAAGUUCUGCCUCUGAAGCAUGACAAUUUGACCGAUCUAUCGUUGUAUCGCCAUCCUAGCACUAUCACCCCGCACCUCUCUCUCCCGCCGACGCUUCUCGCUAGUAAGCUGCCCUUCUGGAGUCCAGAUCUGUACCUGCACAACCCCUCUCCUGAGACCAACAAGCCUGCCUACAUCGACGAACUCGCCUACGACUUCGAUCUCGACCGACUUCCUGACCGUCACACCUUGUGGUCUGACAUACCGCUCGUGCAGAACACAUACACCGGCGCGAUCCCUGCGCUAGUCAUUCGACACUUUCGCGACUCGGGAGCCACCAGUCUCUCCAGCGACCAAAUGUCUUUCAACAAUCUCUGGUUCGCCAAGUACAAACGCGCUCUCCUACGCCAAUACUUCCGCACUCCGCAGAGCCCGAACGGCUAUCACAACUUCGCUGUCGGCGGCGACCGCCUCUGGGAUCAGCGCGGCGGGCGUGGCGGUGUCUGGACCUCAAAAGAGCAGAUCUGGCUGCCGUGGGGCGAAGUCGAUGGUGUUUGCGGUACACUAGCGCAUCUGAAAGAAGUCUUUGACGAUGGAAAGGGGGUGUGGAUGCAUGAGCUUGAGGACGAUAAUGAGGGGCAGAGGGUCAGGUCUGAAGAGGCCUAUGAGAGAAGUCUCGGAGGCAAGAGGAAGGAAGAGAAAGACGAAGAGGCUGAGCAAGUAAAGAAAGCGGCGGAGAAGGUGAAAAUGGAGCACGAGCAGGCGGAAAAAGAAGAGCAAAAUAAAGCAGAGCUUGAAGAGGAAGAGGGGCAGAGGAAGAAGGAGAUGAAGGGAUUUGAAGCGGAGGGUAGCCGAACAACGGCACCCAUACGGAGGCGGAUGCAGAGAUGGACUGCGUGA
Didymella exigua CBS 183.55 is the source of this 2022-nucleotide messenger RNA. RefSeq lists its product as uncharacterized. The record is from RefSeq and is a predicted model, not a curated record. Lineage: Eukaryota; Fungi; Ascomycota; Dothideomycetes; Pleosporales; Didymellaceae. The transcript has a single exon. The coding region runs from base 1 to 2022 and encodes 673 amino acids.